This is a messenger RNA of Candidozyma pseudohaemuli, 1347 nucleotides long. It is a transcript of the gene WSC4, whose product is annotated as Wsc4p. The record is from RefSeq and is a predicted model, not a curated record. Gene Ontology annotation, cellular component: plasma membrane. The coding region runs from base 1 to 1347 and encodes 448 amino acids. Lineage: Eukaryota; Fungi; Ascomycota; Pichiomycetes; Serinales; Metschnikowiaceae. The transcript has a single exon.
AUGCUACGCCUUUUGCUCCUCUCGUUGGCAGCCGUGUCCUCAGCGGCAGGCCUCGAUCUCAACGUCUGCUCCCUGCAAAACAUCGGUUCCGACCAUGCCUCCAACCAGUACAUGUCGAAUGGCUGGUGCCACAACCAUUGUCAGGACGGCGGAUAUGCCGUCGCUAUAACUCAGGAAUUCAGCUGCUGGUGCACAAACGAUGUGCCUGCUGACACCUCUGACCUGGAUAACUGCAACACCGGCUGCCCUGGCUACGCCGAGCAGGAAAACUGCGGUGGUGAUGGCUACUACGGUUACAUUUUCAUCCGAAGUCCGUCCAGCACCGUGGGGCGCCUGUCCUCGACUUCUCUGACGUCAACAUCCUCCUCAUCCUCGUCAACAUCGUCUUCCUCAUCGACAUCCACAUCGUCCUCUUCGGACCCUCCCACAACCUCCACAUCGUCCACUCCAACGACAUCUUCCACACCAUCGCUGACUUCCACAUCCUCCACCAUCCCUCCCCUGACUUACGAGGAGCCUUCCUACAGCGAACCUACGACUUCAAGCACAAGUUCUUCCUCCUCUAGCUCCAGCACUUCCAGCUCGUCGUCUACAUCGACUUCGUCGUCAUCUUCAUCGUCCUCGUCGUCAUCUGCCUCCUCAGAACAGGCCCUGGUGGUCACUUCCGUUCAGGCCACUACCGUCUACUCUACGGCCACAGCAGGUGGCUCUGCAUCACAGGUGGUUUCUACCCGUUACAUUACGGAAGUUGCAUCCACUUCUUCCUCAUCGGCCUCGGCUUCGGCUUCGAGUGAAGCUAGCGGUGACGCAAACGGCGAAGAGCAAAAGUCAUUUUUUGACUCCACCGGCAAAGUCGCUGGCACUUUCACCGCUGUCGGUGUGGUGGUAGUUGGCGCCUUGGGAACGUUACUAUACUGCUGUUGUUUCGGCGCAGGUCGCCGGAACGAUGACUACUCUGACGAAGAGAAUCAGUACUCUUCGGAUGAGCUAUCAGUGAACGGCGAGAAGGCUGCGGUGGCUGGGGGAGCUCAGUAUCACUCCAAAUCCUCGCUGCGCAGCUCAAACCUAAAGAGAGACAAUCUGAGCAAGUCGAUCCUUUCCAUCUUCAACCCGGGCUCGAACGGCAUGGCUGGUUCUCAUGUCGGCCGCAGCAUGUCGAAGAAGAAGCUCAAUCCAAAUAAGGAGCCUGCUCCGGACACUGGCGGGCCCAUCAUGUUCCCAAUCCUGGAGUUUGACAACCGUUUGGACCCACUGACCAUGUUCCAGAACUCCAAUGCAUCUAAAUUUUCCUUUGCCGACGAGAACGACUACUCUCGCCGUAUAUUGCAUGUCGCUAACCCCGAAUAG